AUGGAGCUUAAACUCAGGUACGCCCACGCGCCUAUACGUCCAUACUCCCACACGCCUAUUCGCCCACACGCUAACUCGCCCAUGCGCUCACACGCCUAUACGCCCACGCGCCUAUACGUCCACACGCCUAUACGCCCACAGGCCUAUACGCCCACAGCCUAUACGCCAACACGCCUAUACGCCCACACGCCUAUACGCCCACACGCCGCAUCCACGCCGAUACGCCCGGCCUAUGCCCCACGCCUAUGCACCCGUCCACAGGCCACCACACGCCUAUACGCCCACACGCCUGACGUCCACGCCUAUACGUCCACGCCUACACGCCCACACGCCUACACGCCCGACGUCCACACGCCUAUACGUCCACACGACUAUACGUCUACACGUCCACACCUACGCCCAUACGCCCACAGACCCCCUUCUGCGCCCACACGCCUGUACGUCCACACGCCUACACGCCCACGCCCAUACGCCACGCCUAUACGUCCACGCCUACGCCCACGCCUAAACGUCCACGCCCACACGCCCUACGCCCGCCUACACGCCCGCUACGUCCACGCCUAUACGUCCACGCCUAUGCGUCACGCCUGCCGUCCACGACUUUACGUCACGCCCUACGUCACACGCCGUCGACACGCCUCACGCCCAUCGUCCACACGCCUAUCGUCCACGCCCAUACGUCCACGCCUAUACGUCCACACGCCUACACGUCUACACGCCUACACGCCCACACAUCCACCGCCUACACGCCCGCCGUCCACACGCCCAUACGUCCACACGCCUAUACGUCCAACGCCUACACGUCCAUACGUCCACACGCCUAUACGUCCACACGCCUAUACGCCCACGCCUAUACGUCACCCUACCGUCCACAGGCCUACACGCCCCACACGCCUAUACGUCCACGCCUAUACGUCCACGCCCACACGCCUACGCCCAUACGUCCACACGCCUUCCACGUCCACACGACUAUACGUCUCACGCCCCACGCCUAACGUCCCACACGCCCACACCUACGCCCCACGCCUACACGCUCGCUUCCACACUAUCGUCCACCGCCGUCAACACGCCUAUCGUCCACACGCCUACACGCCCACAUACCACGCCUGCGUCCACACGCCCAUACGUCCACACGUCUACACGCCCAUACAUACCACACGCCCUAUCGUCCACGCCCUAUGCGUCCACACGCCCGCCGUCCACAUCUACGCCCAUACAUACCACACGCCUGCCGUCCACGCCCGCCGUCCCACAUGCCACGUCCACACGCCUACACGCCCAUACGUCCACGCCUAUACGUCCACAAGACUAUACGUCUACGCCCACACGCCUAAACGUCCACGCCCACACCUACACGUCCACACGCCUACGCCCAUACGUCCACGCCUAUACGUCCACGCCUAUACGUCACGCCUAUACGUCCACACGACUAUACGUCGUCUACACGCCGCCGCCACCACACGCCUGCCGUCCACGCCCAUACGUCCACACGCCUACGUCCACGCCUACGUCUACGCCGCCCAUAUCCAGACGCCUACACGCCCAUACGUCCACGCCCAUACGUCCACACGCCCUACGUCCACGUCCACGUUAACGAGCCUAUACGUCCCACACGCCUACACGCCCAUACGUCCACGCUCCCGUCCACCGCACCUACGUCCACGCCCGCCCGUCCGCCCAUACGUCCGCUACGUCACGCCUACGUCUACACGCCUACCGCCCCACGCAUACAUCCAGCCUACUACGCCCGCCGUCCACGCCUAUACGUCCACGCCUACCGUCCAGGCCUACACGUCCAGAGCCUACGUCACGCCUAUACGCCCACACGCCGCGUCACGCUACACGUCCGCAGGCCUACGCGUCGGCAAGCCUCUACCGCCCACGCCUACACGCCCUAUACGUCACGUCCACACGCCCACCACGCCUGCGUCCCGCUAUCCGUCACGCCUACGUCCACAGGCCUAUGCGCCCGCCUACGUCCUCCGCUGUCGCCCACGCCUAUCGUCGUCCGCUACGUCCACGCCUACACGCCCACACGCCGCCUACACACGUCCACACGGCAAUACGUCCACACGCCUACGUCCACACGCCUACACGUCCACACGCCUGUCCGUCCACACGCUUCAUACGUCUACACGCCUAUACGUCCACACGCCGUAUCGCCCACACGUCACACGCCUACACGUUCACGCCUAUACGCCCACACGUCCACACGCCUGUACGUCCACGCCCAUCCGUCCACACGCUACAUGUUCAACGCCGCCUUUACGUUCACACGCCUAUACGUCCACACGUUCACACGCCACACGUCCACACGCUGUCGUCCACACGCCUAUACGUUCACACGCCUAUACGUUCACACGCGCACGUCCACACGUCACGCUUACAUGUCCAUACGUCACGUCCUAUACGUUCCACACGCCUAUACGUCCACACGCCUACACGUCCACACGCCUUUACGUUCACACGCCUAUACGUCCACACGCCUGUACGUCCACACGCCUAUCAGUCCACACGCCUAUACGUCCGCACGCCUAUAUGCUCACACGCCUACACGUCCACACGUCCAUACACCCUCUUGGAGUUUCUUUCGUACUUCUAAUCCCAUUUUAA
This is a messenger RNA of Homarus americanus (American lobster), 2613 nucleotides long. Its product is annotated as proline-rich extensin-like protein EPR1. NCBI's taxonomy places the organism in Eukaryota, Metazoa, Arthropoda, Malacostraca, Decapoda, Nephropidae. Bases 1 to 2613 code for a protein of 870 amino acids. The record is from RefSeq and is a predicted model, not a curated record. The transcript is spliced from 3 exons.